AUGGUCCCUUCUGUGAGAGUCGUUCCUAAUGCUGCUAAGCGAGCUACCAGCCUGCUGCGCACUAUUCAGUAUACGCAUCCGCCUUCAUGUCCUUGUCACUCAAACCCAGGAUAUCAUCAGUCGCCACCAACCUUUACCCCUUCAAAGCAUGCUCACCAGCGCAAGUAUGCCACGCCAACUACGCACCCAGGCCAGAAGGAGUAUGCCUUUGAGAUGGCUGCUUCAUCCAUCAGAUUCGGCCCUGGAGUGACGCAGGAGGUAGGCAUGGACUUGAAGAACAUGGGGGCACAGCGAGUUUGUGUUGUCACCGAUGAGAACGUCAACAAGCUAGAUGCUAUGAGACAAGUUCGCGAGGCCCUCACUCGGGAGGGCAUCCCCUUUGAGGUGUACUCCAAGGUUCGAGUCGAGCCAAAGGAUAGCUCUAUCAAGGAAGCUAUCGCCUGGGUCCGUCCUUAUGCACCAGAUGCUUUCCUCGCCGUUGGUGGUGGUUCGGUUAUGGAUACUGCCAAACUCAUGAACCUCUACUCAGCCUAUCCUGACGCUGACUUCCUCGACUUUGUCAAUGCUCCUCUUGGAAAGGGCCGACCCGUUGACAAGAAGCUCACACCACUUAUUGCCGUCCCUACGACUGCCGGCACAGGUAGUGAGACAACGGGAACCGCCAUCUUUGACCUGGUAUCUAAGCGAGCAAAGACCGGUGUCGCUCACCGAAACCUCAAGCCCACGCUUGGUAUUUGCGACCCCCUCAACACCAGGACUAUGCCAGCUGCUGUCAAGGCCGCUUCGGGUCUCGAUGUUCUGUGCCACUCGCUUGAGUCUUGGACCGCCAUUCCAUACAACGAGAGAACACCUAGACCGACAAACCCCAUCCUGCGUCCAGCAUACCAGGGCGCGAACCCCAUUUCCGAUGUCUUCUCAUUCCAUGCGCUUCGCGAUACCGUCAAGUACCUCCCCCGCUCGGUGAAGAAUCCUGAUGACCUUGAGGCCCAAUCCAAGAUGCUUCUGGCUUCUACGUUGGCCGGCGUUGGGUUCGGUAAUGCCGGAGUUCACCUCUGUCACGGCAUGUCGUACCCCAUUUCAGGCCAGAACCCAGGCUACAGUCACGAUGGCUACGAGGUCGCUUCGCCCCUGAUUCCCCACGGUGUCUCUGUGGCUGUCUCCGCUCCAGCAGUCUUUCGGUUUACAGCGGCUUCCAACCCGGAUCGUCACUUGGCGGCCGCCGAAGCCUUUGGUGUUGAUAUCAGCAACGUGAAGCGGGAGAGCGCUGGUGAAGUUCUCGCGGAAGCCAUAACCAAAUUUCUUGCAGAUUUGGGUGACCAGCCCAAGGGUCUGAAAGAAUUGGGUUUUGGCACGGAACACAUUGAGGCCCUUGUCGAAGGUACCAUUCCUCAGGCACGUGUGUUGAUGCUAGCACCAGGGUUGUCGACAGAGCUGGAAGCGGAGAAGGACCAGUUACGAAAGCUGUUUGAGAAUGCCAUGACACAUUGA
Molecule: messenger RNA, 1488 nt
Organism: Fusarium coffeatum
Lineage: Eukaryota; Fungi; Ascomycota; Sordariomycetes; Hypocreales; Nectriaceae
Exons: 4
Coding region: 1-1488 (495 amino acids)
Cellular component (GO): mitochondrion
Molecular function (GO): metal ion binding; alcohol dehydrogenase (NAD+) activity
Source: RefSeq, a predicted model, not a curated record